GGCUAACUAUGGCGGCUACAUCAACGCCAGGAGUGUCGGAUCAAACAACCAAAACAUCCCCAGUACCGAUUCCUUUUGACUUUUCCCAACCUCCGAUUAUCGAGGGGUUUACGCCGCCACCGAGGAUAAAAGAAGAGACUUUCCAAGAGAAAUUUAUCAGAAAGACUAAGGAAAAUCCAUUUGUCCCAAUAGGAUGUUUGGGGACAGCGGGGGCUCUGCUCUAUGGUCUUCGUGCCUUCAGUCUUGGGAAAACCAGACAAUCUCAGCUGCUCAUGAGGGGUCGUAUAUUUGCCCAAGGCUUUACUGUAGUUGCGAUUGUUGUUGGCGUGUUUGCCACAGCUUUGAAGCCCAAGCAGUGAAAUGCACCGUGACAAAGACAAUAUGAAUCUAACACACCAAAAUAUGUAACCGCUACUUUAUUUAUAAUACAUCAGAAUACAAGUGUUGUAAAUUGCCAUGUCCACAUAUUACAGACUGUUAUGUCUCAUCUAUUCAACAGUUGGGAAGUAAACCAUAUAACAAAACAUCUUGCUUGUUUUUAAACUGAAUAUUGUGCGUGUGUGUGCGCGAGUGUUUUUGUAAGUGUGUAAGCAAUUUCCCUUAUGGAUCAUUAAAGUUGGUCUAAGUUUUACAAAUGUAGCCACACAACUACUGAAAGUUUUAGAGGCUAAAUUAAAUGUUAAGUCA
This is a messenger RNA of Periophthalmus magnuspinnatus, 687 nucleotides long. RefSeq names its product HIG1 hypoxia inducible domain family, member 2A (gene higd2a). The transcript is spliced from 2 exons. Gene Ontology annotation, cellular component: mitochondrion. Bases 9 to 359 code for a protein of 116 amino acids. The record is from RefSeq and is a predicted model, not a curated record. Gene Ontology annotation, biological process: mitochondrial respirasome assembly. Lineage: Eukaryota; Metazoa; Chordata; Actinopteri; Gobiiformes; Gobiidae.